UCCUCAGAAUGCUAAAUCGCUCGCAAAGGCAUCUUGCAUCAGCCUGCAGAAGUUUCUUUCCAGCCCAGCUUCUCCAUCUAGGGCGAGAAAGUGGAAUCUGUCUGCUUUCCUUUAACACUGUGGAUUAAACUUCUGAAAACCUCCUGCGCCUUCCUCCCCCAAAAGUUCAUCUUAACAUCCAGGUACAAAACUGAAGAAGAUGCGUGCUCCUCCCCGAACCAUGAUAGCUCUGCUGAUCCUGCUGAAUAUUCCAAGUGCUGUGAAAGCUCAGGUCAAUCCAGCCGUAUGCCGCUACCCAUUGGGUAUGUCAGGUGGGCAUAUCCCAGAUGAGGACAUUACUGCUUCUAGCCAAUGGUCUGAAUCCACAGCAGCUAAGUAUGGAAGGCUAGGUUCAGAGGAUGGGGAUGGUGCAUGGUGCCCUGAGAUCCCUGUGGAGCCAGAUGACCUCAAGGAGUUCCUGGAGAUUGAUUUACAUCUCCUGCACUUCAUCACCCUGGUAGGGACCCAAGGCCGUCAUGCAGGAGGUCACGGCAAUGAGUUUGCUCCAAUGUACAAAAUUAAUUACAGCCGGGAUGGGACCCGCUGGAUCUCUUGGCGGAACAGGCAUGGAAAGCAGGUGCUUGAUGGAAACACCAACCCAUAUGAUAUUGUCCUCAAGGACUUGGAGCCACCCAUCAUUGGUCGAUUCAUACGCUUUAUUCCAGUGACUGACCAUUCCACAAAUGUCUGCCUCAGGGUGGAGCUCUAUGGUUGUGCCUGGCUUGAUGGGCUGGUUUCGUACAGUGCUCCUGCAGGUCAGCAAUUAGUUCUACCUGGUGGCACCAUAAUUUACCUGAAUGAUUCAAUCUAUGAUGGCUACAGCAUGUCGGAAGGACUAGGCCAACUGACAGAUGGGGUUUCAGGCCUGGAUGAUUUUAGCCAAACACAUGAAUACCAUGUAUGGCCUGGUUAUGACUAUGUUGGCUGGCGCAAUGAGAGCACCACCAAUGGCUAUGUGGAAAUCGUCUUUGAAUUUGACCGGAUCAGAAAUUUCACCACCAUGAAGGUUCACUGCAACAAUAUGUUUGCCAAGGGAGUGAAGAUUUUUAAGGAGGUGCAAUGCCACUUCCGCUCUGAUGCAAAUGAAUGGGAUCCGAACACCAUCUCCUCAGUGCUGGUAUUAGAUGAUGUGAACCCCAGUGCCCGCUUUGUCACUGUGCCCCUACUCCAUCGCAGGGCUAAUGCCAUCAAAUGCCAGUUCUACUUUGCUGACACCUGGAUGAUGUUCAGUGAGAUCACCUUCCAAUCAGAUGCAGCCAUGUACAACAAUUCUGGAGCCCUUCCCGAGUCUUCAGUGACUCCCACUACUUACGAUCCAACCCUCAAACUGGAUGACAGCAAUACUCGCAUCUUGAUCGGCUGCCUGGUGGCCAUCAUUUUUAUCCUGGUGGCCAUCAUUGUAAUCAUCCUCUGGAGGCAAUUUUGGCAGAAGAUGUUGGAAAAGGCCUCUCGCCGGAUGCUGGAUGAUGAAAUGACUGUAAGCCUCUCACUGCCCAGUGAGUCCAGCAUGUUCAACCACAACCGCUCCACAUCAUCCAGUGAACGAGAAUCCAACUCCACGUAUGAUCGCAUAUUUCCCUUGGCUGCAGACUACCAGGAGCCUUCUCGACUCAUACGCAAGUUGCCUGAAUUCACCCCAGUGGAGGAUGAGGCAGGCUGCAGUGGAUCUACCAAACCAGCCCAGCUAAGUGGAGCCGAAGGGGUCCCCCAUUAUGCGGAGGCGGACAUUGUCAACCUGCAGGGGGUGACAGGCAGCAACACCUAUUCUGUCCCUGCAGUUACCAUGGACUUGCUGUCUGGCAAAGAUGUGGCUGUGUCUGAGUUUCCUAGGAAGCUGCUGACUUUCAAGGAGAAGCUGGGAGAAGGCCAGUUUGGAGAGGUCCACCUGUGUGAAGUAGAAGGAAUGGAGAAGUUUGUGGACAAUGAUUUUGUUCUGGAUGGCAACACUAGCCAGCCUGUCCUACUGGCUGUGAAAAUGCUGCGAGCCGACGCCAACAAGAAUGCCAGGAAUGACUUCCUCAAGGAGAUUAAGAUUAUGUCCAGGUUGAAGGACCCCAAUAUCAUCCGGCUGCUGGCCGUGUGCAUCACUGACAACCCUCUCUGCAUGAUCACUGAGUACAUGGAGAAUGGCGACCUCAACCAAUUCCUGUCUCGCCAGGAGCCUCAGAGCUUGUCAGAGAGCUCCACCCCCUCUGUCAGCUAUGCCAACCUGAAAUUAAUUGCCACACAGAUCGCUUCUGGCAUGAAGUAUCUGUCCUCCCUGAAUUUUGUUCACCGAGAUCUGGCUACACGCAACUGCCUGGUAGGGAAGAAUUACACAAUCAAGAUCGCUGACUUUGGCAUGAGCCGGAACCUCUACAGUGGAGACUACUACAGGAUCCAAGGGCGGGCAGUUCUCCCCAUUCGCUGGAUGUCAUGGGAGAGCAUACUUUUGGGAAAGUUCACCACAGCAAGUGAUGUGUGGGCGUUUGGUGUGACCCUCUGGGAGAUUUUCACCUUUUGCCAUGAGCAGCCAUAUUCCCAGCUCUCGGAUGAACAAGUUAUUGAGAACACCGGAGAGUUCUUUAGGGAUCAGGGACGGCAGACCUACCUUCCACAGCCUGCCUUCUGUCCCGAUCCUGUAUAUAAGCUAAUGAUCAGCUGCUGGAGACGAGACACUAAAGACCGUCCCUCCUUCCAGGAGAUCCAUUGCCUCCUCCAAGAAGCAACCACUUUGUAGUGAUGCCUUUCUUCCUUCAUACCCUGCCCAACCCACCUGCCCUCCAAAACCUACACAUAGAACUGAAGCCACUUCACCUGGACUCACCAUUUCUUUCAGUAGCGGAGCUGGGACUUUUUAAAUCAGCCACCAAAGGAAAGGAAAGAAAAAAGAUGGGAUCUGACCAGGUCGGCCCUACAGCCUCAUUCACAGUGCUGUGCUUUGGACUGGCAAAGACUGGGGAGAAGGAAAAAAGCUAUUUAUCUUGUAUAUGUCGUAGGUUCUGGUUUCUGAAUGGCAUUUGUCUGUGAAUGGGAAGAGGAAAGCAUGAGAUACUCUUUUUUCCAUGAGGAAGAAUUUGAGAUGUUGUCUGACUACAGAGGACUGAGGGGGGAAUAGGCACGCACCAGUGGAAAGUGAAGUACCUAGCACUCCAGUAUUUUAUGUCCAGGGCUGUGUGUGUGUGAUAUAAUUCUGUAGGAGGGCAGAAAAAGAGUCGAAUGUGGUACUGGAUGUAGAAUUUGGCUUCUUUAGAAACUCUGCUUUUGUUUUAAAUAAGAAUAGGUUUUCUUGUCCUUAUUAUGAUGUAUAAAUGCUUGAAAAUAUGUGGACAGAGCUUGUUGAAAUCUCAGAAGCCAGAACAGUUGCAGAAUUUAGUUGCACUAGAUGCAGAAUUUAGAUUGCUUUUGUGUAAAGUUUAAUUUUUAUUCA
Molecule: messenger RNA, 3448 nt
Organism: Rhineura floridana
Lineage: Eukaryota; Metazoa; Chordata; Lepidosauria; Squamata; Rhineuridae
Gene: DDR2
Product: discoidin domain receptor tyrosine kinase 2
Exons: 17
Coding region: 200-2758 (852 amino acids)
Biological process (GO): protein phosphorylation; cell surface receptor protein tyrosine kinase signaling pathway; multicellular organism development
Cellular component (GO): signaling receptor complex; membrane
Molecular function (GO): collagen binding; ATP binding; protein tyrosine kinase collagen receptor activity
Source: RefSeq, a predicted model, not a curated record